This is a messenger RNA of Leopardus geoffroyi (Geoffroy's cat), 1846 nucleotides long. RefSeq names its product cyclin-dependent kinase 13-like. Lineage: Eukaryota; Metazoa; Chordata; Mammalia; Carnivora; Felidae. Gene Ontology annotation, biological process: carbohydrate metabolic process. The record is from RefSeq and is a predicted model, not a curated record. The transcript has 5 exons. Bases 353 to 1846 code for a protein of 497 amino acids.
CCCGAGUCAGCCCUGGAUUGCAAUCCUGGCUCUGCCACAUGGACGGUGACCUGUCAGAAAAUGGAGACCCCGGUGCCCAACCUGCAGCCCAGCUCAAUGGUCACGAAAAGGUCUGGGGGGCAGGGGCGGCAGAUGGAAAACGGGUGCGGCUCUUUCCUUCAUCUGUCUGCGCACGGACUUCCCCAAGGCCCCCCCUCGGUGCACCCCGUUUUCUCCUCUUUGCCCUCCUGGCUUAAGUGCGUUGGUCUCUUACUGGGUGCCCCCACAGCGUCCCAUGGAUCCCAGAUGGAUGAACAGAUGACUGGAUGGACGCAAAACCCCCGGGGUCUGACCCACGGGAGGUGCUCGGCCAAUGCCGCCCCUCCCCUGGCCCCUUGGCGGCGGGGGGGGGGGGCACACGGCGGGCCGGCCACUGCUACUCAAGUCCUGGAAGCAGCCCAGAUGGGAAGCAGAAGUGCCCCGGGGUGCCCUGGCAAUCAGGCCAGAUCCCCCGUGGGGCGCGCUGGGACCAGCGCGGGGACCCAGCCGCCCUCCCGCUGCGACGCGCAUGCUCCAUGCCCCCCCCCCCCCCCCCCCCCCCGCCGCGCCUGGUUCCCACGCCGCCGCCGCCGCCGCCGCCACCGCACCGCCCCGGCCCCGCCCGCUCCCCGCCCACCUCCCGGCCCUGCUCCUGGCUCUAGACAGAGGAGGAUGGACAGCCUCGCAGAACGCGCCUCCUGAGAGCGGCGCCCAGGGACCAGGUCGAGACCGGGCGGGGAAUCCCGCCAUCUCCUGGGGCCGCUGUCCCCGAGGGCUUCUCGGAGGCGGCAGCCUUGGCCUUGGGCCUGCCGGGGGCGGGGGGCAGGGGGUGGGGGUUAGGACCCACAGCCCGGCAGCGGCCCGCGGAGCCCCAGUAUGCCGGCCUGGCAGGGCUGUGGCGGCCCAGAGCGGGACCCUGUGGAGGGGAGGGGGGGGGGCGUCUCGGCAGGCAGGUGGCCAUGGGGCGAGGGAGAGGGCCCCUGGAAAGCAGCCUAUGUUUAUUGACUGCGAUUGGCCUCUGAUCCUGGAGCUGGCAAGGGAGCCCCCGGCGGGUGCCGGCAUCGUUUGCAGACGUGCCCGUGUACUUCAUCAAGACGGGACGGAAGCUUCUGGACCUCAGUCAAAGGAUCCUCUACAAGAGAGUGUUGCUGGAGAACUAGCGCCAUUUGGUGUCACUGGAUGCAGGGUUCACGGCGCAGCUCCGGAAUCGUCAGUCGAUGCCACAUGUCCCAGCAGCCUCCUGACCUCCCUGCAGGCCAAGGAAGAACACCGUUAUCCUGCUGGCCCCAAUCACCACCUCCUUGGGGCUCCCCGUGCCCGCCUGGCCCCCAUGCAUCCAAAGUCCAUGCAUCCAGAGUCCAUGGCGGUGCCCAUGAUGCUGCUCAACCUCGUGGACCAGCUGGGGGAGGCGGACGAGGAGCUGGCGGGCAACUACGCGGAGCUGGGGGACUGGUGCGCCCAGAGGAUCUGCAGCACGUCCAGGACAGCCACUUUGGUGGUGGUGGCAGGAUAUCCUGCUUGGAGAUGGUCGGACUUGGCAGGUGCCUGGAGGAUGAACUUCAGGAAGCAGUGCCGCAAGAGCGGCAACUUCACACGACGACGAGGGAAGCUGGCCACCACGGGAACAGGCGUGCGCUGCGUCUCAGCCCUAAACCUUCGAAAAGACGGCUCUGGGGCCUGCGACGUGGCCACUGGGCACAGGCUCGCCGAGGUCUCCCUCAAGCCACCCUCAGCCCAGAUCCCCGCAUACCCAGAAGUUGUUGGCUCCCUGGGCACCUGGCUGCCAGGACGGUCUCUGGAGCCCCGCCCCGGUGGACUCGUCCCCUGA